Molecule: messenger RNA, 7239 nt
Organism: Heterostelium album PN500
Lineage: Eukaryota; Evosea; Eumycetozoa; Acytosteliales; Acytosteliaceae
Product: putative minichromosome maintenance de
Exons: 10
Coding region: 1-7239 (2412 amino acids)
Biological process (GO): mRNA export from nucleus
Cellular component (GO): transcription export complex 2; nucleus; cytoplasm
Molecular function (GO): RNA binding
Source: RefSeq, a predicted model, not a curated record
AUGUAUGGAACAUUGGUUUACAGUACGAUUCAUCUGCGCCAGCUCCGUGCUUGUUAUGAAAUUAAACCAGUAUUUAUACAAAAAUUACUUUGUUAUCAAAAGAUGAUGAUGCAACAAUCAUUGAGACUCUCAAAGAGUUUAUUGAUGUCAUCGUCAGCAGCAUCGUCAUCAAGAUUAUUGAUGAACAGAACUUAUUCAUCAUCGUCAGCACCAGCACCAGCAACAGCUGACUCCAUCACAGAGACACAAUCAUCAGAAUCAAUAACAGACACAAAUGUAUUAAAUAUUAAAAAUGAUAUAUUAGUAGAUGAUUUAAUAGUUAGAUUUUAUAGAGAUUUAAAUAAUAAUCAAUCGCAUCUAAAUAUUAAUGAAAUCAAUCAAAUUGUAGAUAAAGAACAAAUUAAAAUAAAUAAUAAUAGUAAUAAUGAUAAUAAUAAUAAUAUAAAAUUAGAUAAGAAUCAAUUGAAGCUUUUGAAAUUGAAAGAAGGUGAUAUUAAUGAUUGGCUUAUGAUUACCAAUAAUACAUAUGAACAACUGAAGAAACUCAACAUAAAUGGAAGCGAUCACUGGCAAAAGAUGUCAAACUUGGCUUUACAGCGUAUUAAACUCAGAGACUACAGUCAAAUGAUUGCAUAUCUGACAUCAUCAUCAAAAGCAGCAGUAACACCAGAUAGACUCUUACAAUUCCAAUCAACCAAUCCAAUCGAUCUUUACACAGAAGUCAUUUCAUUAUCAAACGAUGAUUUAGAUUUAUCGUUUGACUUUGAAACUGUUCCAACCACUAAUAAUACAACAACUUAUAAUAAUAAUAAUAAUAAUAAUAAUGAAAAUACAAAUACUUUGAAACAAGAGUUAUUGGAUACCAAAGAACUACUCAGACUUUCAACUCUAAGAGAAUCUGAGAAAGUGGUCAGCGAUAUGGAACAACGUAUGUUGGAAUUGGGCAAUAGUCUUUCACAGUUCAUCAAGGCAAUGGGUGAUAAGGAUGCAUCGCUCCCACAGAUCGAACCAGAGACAGAUUUCACUGUGGAGUUGGAGCGUAUCGCCGAACUUCGUAGGAUGCUCUCGUUGGAGGUCGAACGCAGUAUCAUGUAUUUCGAGUUGCUCGGUGAGAUCAGCUACAUCAAGUUCAACAUAGCGUUGCGUAGCGCCAAGAUCAACCUUUCCGUGGAAACGCGAGAGUUCUUCUUUUGUCUGGCGCGAAUCAACGACUUGAGACGUGCACUGAAAACACUGCAGUUUAAACGUCACUUGUUGUUCAAACAUGCCAACGCCAAGAUAAAGUCGUCGUACGAUAAGAAAUCAAAGGCCGCCGCUGCCAACAGCAACAAGAGCAAAGACGAAACCAAAACGAUCCUGCGACAACUCCCCAAGGAUUCAAAGGAGGCGCGAGAAAUCAGAAAGAACGCCAGAGAGAUAAGAGAGUUAGGAGUGAAAAUCAGCGAUAUCUACACACUGCUCAAGUGUAACAUGCCAACACUGCAGCAAAUGAACGUAUGUACAGCGUUCCUCGGUAAUAAUCUCGGUCAACUCAGAGUGCUCGUCAAGACCACACAAUUCAGAGACUGCGAACUUCAAGAGUUGAAAACAGACAUCUCCUUCUAUGCUUACCUUAUAUCUCGUACCACCUAUUUCAAAGAAUUAAUUAGAGCUAAUGAAUUGAAAGAGAGAUAUAUAAUAAUGGAUUUUGGUGGUACUACCAAUAACGGUAGUAACAAUAGUAAUAAUGGUAGUACUUCAUUGUUUUCUACAUUAAACAGCCCACCUAAACCUUUAAACAGCUUAAAUAAUACACAAUCUACAACAGCUGGUGUUGGUCAGUCUGUUUUUGGAUCUACAUUUAUGAAUUCACCUCCACCAAACAACAACAACAACAACAACAAUAUAAAUAAUAGUAAUACAUCUGCAUUCAAAUCUAUAUUUGGAGGUGUAGCUAAUAAUAAUAAUAGUAGUGCAUUUGGAGGUGCUGCUAUCAGUGGUAGUCUAUUCCCAGCAAACAACAAUAUCAACAGUAAUAAUAGUAGUGGUGCAGGGUUGUCUGCCUUUGGUUCACCAACAAUAGCUAACAAUAACAAUAAUAAUGUUCCUACAUUCGGUAUAUCUAGUUUUAGUAAUAUUAAUAGCAAUAGUAAUAGUGGUGCAGGAUUGUCUGCCUUUGGUUCACCAACAAUAUCUAACAACAAUAACAACAACAACAACAAUAAUAAUAAUAGUUUUUCUACAACAUCAUUAUCAAAUCUAAAUCCAAAUGCAUUACCAUUCGAACCAAAGCCAAUUAAACAACAACAGCAACAACCAAAUAAUAAUUUAGCUUUUCAACCAAUAAAGAAACAAAAGAAGUUAUAUGUCACAGGUAUACCUGCUUUUCCUGAUGUUAAUAGGUUAAAGACAGAUCUUACCGAGUUGUUCGGUCAUAGUGGUACUGUUGUUUCAAUACAACUACUAAAGAAGAUGAAUAAAUAUCAUGCUAUUGUAGAAUAUUCAACUAUUGAAGAGGCAACUGAUGCACUGAGGAAAAUAAAGUCAUUCAAGAAUACACCGAUUUUAGUUAAAGCAUAUAAACCUAAUAAAGAGACUGCCGACGAUACCUAUGGCAGUGUAGGUUAUCCACCAAGUAAAUCACCGAUAUCUUCAUUGUCACAACAUCAGCAACAGAAUAGCGCCAAUGAAAAUAAUAAUAGUAGCAUACAAUCGAAUGAUCUCAAUGAUUUAAAGUUAAAAUCACAAGAAAGACAGCUAAGAUUCUUAUUGCAGAAAAAGAGUAGUCCUCAAACACCAACAGCAAUACCAACCGCAUCAACAUCAUUGCCUACAACACCAUUGAUCGAUGCUCAUAUUAAAGGUGAACAAGCAGAUCAAGAAGAGGAAUUAAUUGAAGAUGGUGCAGAAGAACAACAGGAAGGAGAUGAAGAAGAUAUUGAAGAGGAGAUUGAAGAUGGUGUUGAUGAAGUGGAAGAGGAAGAAGAAGGAGAUGAAGAAGAAGAAGCAGCAGUUGAAAAUCAACAAUUCAAAAGAAAUGGUAUGAGUAAUAUUAAUGGUUUCGGUUCGAUAUCAUCGCCAUUUCCUUCGACACCAACAACUAUAGCUACACCAAUAUCGACUCCUAUAUCAACAACACCAACGGCAACAACACCAGUAUCAACACCAAUCACAAAGAGAACAGCACCGAUUGCAACACCAAUGUCUUCAGCUCCGACGACACACAUAAAGUCAGAUAUAAAGAAUGCACCAAAGGUUGGAUUGUGUAUGGAUAUGUGUCCACCAAGGGAAAGACACAACCGUGAGUUAUCGGGCGAUAUCAACACUCUGGAGCGAGCACCGAACGGCGAGCUGCAGCUGGUGAAGAAAUAUAAACGUAAUGUUGCCGAGGAGUACACUGAGAUUCCACCGGAGGAUAUUCGUCCUUCGCCCAUCCUCGCCAAGGUAAUGAAUCAUCUGACCCACAACAUUGUAGAUCGUCCCGGUAUUCCAUUCCGUGAGAUUCAAAACUUUGUACGUGAUCGUUCACGUUCACUUCGUCAGGAUCUUACGAGUCAGCAUUGCAAAGACGAUGUCUCCAUUGAUAUUCACGAGCGCUGCGUCCGAUUCCAUAUUGUCAGUCACCACUUUUUGUGCGAGGAAAGCGAGCAAGACUUUAAUCAAUUCCAGAAUCAAGAGCAACUAAACAACUGUUUGACUAGUUUGAAGUUGUUCUACGACGAUCACUACAAAUCAACCGGUACCACCUAUCCCAAUGAAGCAGAGAUCAGAUCGUACUACAUCCUCAACCAGAUGGAUCACACCUCUGAUAUGGUAUCGUUCUUGAUUGCAAUACCGGAGCAACUCAGACAACAUCCGUUCAUUAGAUACGCAGUCGAUGUCUGGAAAGCAUUUAGACACGACAACUACAGUCGUUUCUUCAAGUUGGUCACCAAAGGUACCUAUCUACAGGGUUGUCUACUUCACAAUGAUCUCUCAAUGAUGUUGCUCUUUGGUUCCAACGAAGAAGCUGCCACAUUUGUCACAGAGAUAGGUUUAACUAUCGAAAUGGAGCAAGUCAUCUUUGUUGGUGAAGUCAUAGACAUUCGUCAAAAGAUUUCACCAAAGCGAUCGAAAUACCUCACAAGCAAAGCACCGUCCACAUUCCAAAAGGUUAUCGAUGUUCCUGAGCCAAUUCCCGAAGGUUAUUGCCAGUUUUUGGGUAUUGAACCAUACGUACCGACGGUCUCUCCAAUUGCCAAACCUUCAAUAUCAUUAUUAAAACCUGCAACUUCAACACCAACAUCACUCAACAUACCAUCGAUCAUUCAUAGUAAUACAUCUGGUUCACAGCUUGCACCAACAACUAACAACAAUAGUAUAAAUAUAUUUGGACAACAACAGCAACAACAACAAACAAAGGUUAGAGAAACUUCACUUCCAAAAUCAUCUCCAUCUUCAGCACUUACAAGUCAAGUGGAGCAAAAACAAACGAAACCAAAUGAGCAACCCAACAGUAUCUUUGGCAAUAUCAAUGGUAGUUUCACAACAUCGACUCAGUCAGCAGCUACCAACAAAGAUUCUGCUAUUUCUUCACCUCCAUCUGCUUCUUCUAUCUUUUCACAAAUAACACCGACAAGCGCACCUGCAAAAACACCUGAAAGAUCUACAAUGGAACUGCCUCCCCCAUUCUCAAUACCCACAUCAACAACGACACCAACAACUACACCAGUAAAGUCCGACACACCAAGUUUACCUUCGAUUUUCAAUAUAACUCCUCAAACAGCUAAGCAAUCGACAAAUUUAUUUGAAACACCAGCACCACUGACGCACAAGCAACCAAAAUCAAAAGAUGAUGAUUCAUUAUUUAGUAACAACUUAACAUUACCACCACCAACUUCAUCAUCAACUACCACUAAAUUAGGUGGUCUAUUCCCAUCCAAUCUCUUACAAACACAAACACCAAUCGAUACCAACAAGAGCAACGACAUCACAACUCAAUCUUUGGAUUAUACACCAAUGAAACUAGCUACACCAGCUCCACCCAAAUCAACUUUGGACAACUCUUUAUUCCAAACACCGGCGGAACCAAAAUCACAAGUACCAUACACACCUAUGAACAUUUCAACUAAAAAGUCAACAGAUCUUCUCUCUACCACCCCAUCUCCAAUGGCACUUUCAACCCCAUUCGUAGAUCAAAAGAGAUCCUCGACAUCGAUCCCUCAAUUCCCACAACAUCUUAUUAAUCAAGAAGCUGUUGACAUCAAGAAGAAAUCCUCAGAGACCGUGCCUGUAUACCUGCCAAAGAAGAUAUCAAGAUCAUAUAAAGAAAAAUCAACAGAAACACUGUUACGAUAUUUCUUUAACCAUUGGUCAGCUAAGACUAAACAGUACAUCGAUAUGAAGAAGCAGAUUUCCUCUAUUGAAAAUAUGGUUUUCUAUGCACAUGGAACACCUGUCCAAGACAUCAAAUCACCACUUAUCCCAUUGAAGAUCAAUGGUGAGCAAUCAAAGGUGAUAACCAUUGUCCCAAAUAAUAAUAAUAAGAAAGAAAAAGUAGUACUAUCAGCUAUACCAGUACCUUUUACGAUCUACGAUACAUUGCUUAAGAAGCAACAGAAUGAAGAGAAUAUCUAUUGGAAGUUAUUUGUCUCUGUGCCAAUGGAGAAAGACGAACAACUUGCACAACACCUCAAGCAAUUGCUAUCGUACGAACCAGCAACCAAAAACACAAAUACUUGGUCAAAGUAUGAAUCGAAUCAAACCGAAUAUCUUCAUCAAACAGAGAGCGGUGCUUUGACAAAGAGAAUAUCAAUGAAACCAGCUCAUCUAGCAAUUAUAACAAAACAACAUCCAAAUGAAAUAGUUAUGAGAGGUGUGGCAUCUAUUCUAUUUGAGUUUAAUAAUUUAUUUAGUCCUGAUAAUGAACAGAGAUUAAGUAAUCUAUUGAACAAAAUUUCGGUUCAUGGUGACCGAAAGAUAUCACUUUUGUUCAUUGGCACUGUUGACCACCCUUCAUUGAAACCACUCUUUCAAGAGAAGAUCAAUGAGUUUAUCAAUAGGAACAAGGGUCAUUGGGAUACCAUUAUAUCCAAGUGGAACAUCGAAUUUGUUGAUGAACAAGAAUCUAAUGGAUGGGCACCGUUGAGACAACAAGUAGAGCGAUCACUGAUUUGGUUGGCCAAGUACUCAGAUUCGAUUCAUCCGGUUGAGCUAAUUCCCUUGUCAACUAUUCUCGAUAGUAUAAUCACUCACAAGUUUGGCCCAAUUCUACGUCCUUACUAUAUAAUGUCCAGUAAACCUAAUGAAGCGUCGCUUCUUACAUCCCAACUGAUUACACCAUGCAAACUCAUCGAAUAUUUCAACAGCAUGCUACAGCAACUGACCAAGUUGAUCACCAACCCAGGCCUGAAGACCAUUGAUUGGCCAAUUCCCGAGUUUUCAUUUGACAACUCAAAUCUACAUUGGAAUAGUGAUGGAAUCUUUGAUUUUGUUACCAAAUCAUUGAAAUCAAUUGCUCUGCCUCCACUUCCAAGAGAUUUGCAAAAUCUGAUUGCAGCAACUAUUGUCACCUCUGCUCAGAAUUCAUUCGAUGGAUUUAAUACUAUGCUAUUAACCAAUGACCUUAAAAUGAUUGACAAGAUUCACUCUUGGCUGAAACAGUUCACCUCAGGAGAGAACACCCAAAUGUUGCUCUCACAAAUCAAGCAUAUUUUCCAGUCUUUCGAUCAAAAGUUACAAAAUCCUAAUAUAAAUACUGUUAUUCCACUUCCAUGGCAUAUCAUAUUCGAGUUGGUUUUAUCACAUCAAAUUAGUACGGUUCCUCUAUUGAACUGCUACUAUCAUCAAGAUCUUUUGGGUUAUUUAGAUUCAUACCAACAACAGCAUUCAUCACCAACAAUCGGAAUGAUAAAGAUCGAUACACCAACAAUACAACAGUUUACACCAACCAAAUCAACACAAAAGAUGACACCGGUCAAAUCAAUCACACCCAAUACAACACCAAAUCAAAAGAGUAGCGAACUUUGCCUUGAAGAUUUGGAUAUCUUUAAUACCAGUCCAUAUAAUCCCAAAAAGAGAGAUCAUUCGGAAGUACCAACAAACUCCAUGGACCUCUAUCCAGAAAAAUACUCGAGAACCUCAACCAACUUCUCGCAGAGUCUAAAUAUGAACACCUACGAUAAAAAAAACAAAUUGGACGACCUCUUGUCAAGCCUUGCACAAGAAAAACGAGAGAAUCAAAGAUUCGAAGAAUCACUGUACAAAUCAAACUUGUGGUGA